GGUGCCCUGCCUCUGCCGACGGGUCCAGCCUACUUCCUGGUGGAGCAGCAGCAACUGUCCCGACACUUCGGUGACCUGUCCACUAAUUCCGCUCCGAGGAGGUUUGUUGAUGUUCUGCAGUGGUGGGUGAUUCAGCCUUUUACCCGGCGGCAUACAUUUGCUUGGGAAAAUGGGGAGCACGUUGAUGGAGCCCAGCAAUAAGGGAGGCUCCAAGAAGCUGCCGAAGAGGAGGAGAAGUCUGCGUAUUAACAUGCCCGAUUUCUCGCCAUUUGCUUCUCCUCGGGUGGAAACGAGUUGCUCAGCUAAGAGCCCAAACACGGGGGAGUGUUGUCUCCAUCCAGCCAGCCCCAGCAAAGGGGAGCCUGCCACCAACCCGCCGCCUAGUCCGCAGUCGGCCAUGGUGCAGUACAAGUCCAGCUCCGGUUCCCCGAAGAACAUCUUCCUCUCUUCCUGUUAUCAGACCUCCCCAGCCAAAUCCCCCCGUCGCCUCAGCUUCAGUGGCAUCUUCCGCUCCUCAUCUGGCACCAACCCUGCAAGUGUCAAAAUAUUCUCCCGGGCCCGCAGAGCCUCUGGAAUCUCCACACCACCUACCACCCCAACGCAGGUCUGCAGCCAGCCCGCGUUCACUCAGGAGGCCCGCCAGAGCGGCCUAAGCCCGGAACGCCUGGGGGAACGCUCCCGCCCGCGCUCGGUGUCCACGCCUCUGGACACAGGACAGCGCCUCGGCCCUCCCUCCGCCAAACCCCCAAAACCUUCUUCCAGCCCCAUGCCAGCAUGCUCUACCUCACAACAAGUGUCCGGUUUAUUCGAAGGCAUGCUGGAGAAACUUGAACUCGACGACGAUGCUGCUGAGCCCGAGAGUGAUAUUUACAUGCGCUUUAUGAAAUCACACAAGUGCUACGACAUUGUGCCAACCAGCUCCAAGCUGGUCGUGUUCGACACAGCUCUCCAAGUUAAGAAAGCCUUCUUUGCUUUGGUUGCCAAUGGCGUGCGAGCGGCUCCACUCUGGGACACGGAGAAGCAAAGCUUUGUGGGCAUGCUGACAAUCACAGACUUCAUCAUCAUCCUUCACCGAUACUACAAGUCACCAAUGGUGCAAAUAUACGAGUUGGAAGAGCAUAAGCUUGAGACGUGGCGAGAGGUUUACCUCCAAGCGACGUUCAAACCUCUUGUCAACAUCUCGCCUGACGCAAGCCUUUUCGACGCCGUGUACACGCUCAUCAAAAACAAAAUUCACCGCCUGCCUGUCAUCGACCCCGUCACCGGGAACGCACUUUAUAUUCUCACGCACAAGAGGAUCCUCAAGUUCCUCCAGCUCUUUAUGUGUGAGAUGCCGAAGCCAGCUUUCAUGAAGCAGACCCUGGGAGAGUUGGGCAUCGGCACGUACCAAGACAUUGCCUUCAUCCACCCCAACACCCCCAUCAUCAAAGCCCUCAACAUCUUUGUAGAGAGGAGAGUGUCUGCUUUGCCCGUGGUCGAUGAGUCAGGCAAAGUUGUGGACAUCUACUCCAAAUUUGAUGUCAUCAACCUGGCAGCCGAGAAGACGUACAACAACCUGGACAUCACGGUGACCCAGGCCCUUAAGCAUCGCUCUCAGUACUUUGAAGGAGUCAUGAAGUGCCAUAAAAUGGAAACAAUGGAGACCAUUGUGGACAGAAUUGUCAAAGCAGAAGUGCACCGGUUGGUGGUGGUGGACGAGUGUUCCAGCAUCGAGGGCAUCGUGUCCCUGUCGGACAUCCUCCAGGCCCUGGUGCUCAGUCCAGCAGACAGCUACAAGGAGGAAAACCUGACCGACUGAGGGGAAGCAUCCGCUAAAGACGAGACGUGGUGAGAGCUCAAACAAAACAACCAAAAAAAAAAAACGUUCAAAAACAAAAAGUGAGUUGAUGCUACGUAGAAACCAAAGAGGAGUGAGCACUGAGGACCGCACUUGUUGAAUGUAUCAUGUUGACUGUUCUAAUCAGACCAGUACGUGUACAUACAAUAUGCUGUGUACAUAUCUAUAUAGAAAUAUGAUAAAAACAACACUAUUCUUGGCACCUUGCAGGGGAAAGGUGGACCAGAUCAGAUGGGUUUGAAAUUGUUGAGUGGUUUUGAGUUUUCAGCAUUUUGUCACACAGAAGGUUCGAAAGAAAACAAACAGUUCAGCUUUAGAGUUAUUUAUGAAGAGUAAUAAUCAUUUCACUAUCUUCUAAUUCCAGUUGAGACCAGGUUUUUGUGUCCGGGUAAUUUUCAGGUGAGCAAUGUUUAGAGCGGGUGAGAAUAGAAUAUUAGUCCAGUCAGUGUUACUUUUGGCGGGUAAGUCCAAAUGAUGCCUUUUUUUUUUUUCCAGUUUUGGAUAAAAAGCAAAAAGUGACAAAAGAAAAGACAAUUUUUGCAAGUGGUGGUCAAGGUUGCAUCGCCGCAGGUUGAGGGAGGCAUCUCUUAGUGGGAAGGUUGGUCAUUUGUACACGAUAAAUAAAUACUACUGCUUAGCACGCAACGUUGUGUAACGACCAAAGUCGUGCUCAUCGUCAUUAAACACGCCGUCUCCGCAUAAGCUAAGGUCAUCUGAAAUACCGCAUGCGUCUCUACUCUUUAAUUCAUCCGACACGACUAUUAACAUGCUUUGGUAGUUGCUGCUGUUUUGUUUAGCAGCAGAGUUCAAAGGGCUCAGCAGUUAAUACAUUAAUAUUUGAACAUCAUAGCAUCUAUGAGGUAAUUCCAAUGAUGAACCGUUUUGUUCUUGGUGGGGGGAAAAAAGGGAUCUGUGUAUUUGAGGGAGGUGGUUAUGUGGAUUCCCGGUAAGUGGAUGAGGCACAUUAUGACAGUUUAUUCAAGAGGCAGCCAAAUAUGCUUUUCAUUGGACAGUGACUGAAGUUGCGCGCAUAUAAAAAUGUUUUUUUUUCUUCUAAAAAGGUGAUGCUAACAAAACAAAAAUGCCCGCAGCAGAACUUGUGACUCAACGGACUGUAAAUAAGAUUGUGUUUGUGUCACAGAGAGCUUUAUUUUUUAUGAGCGUGUCAUGAAAAAGAGACUGCAAUUUUCUGCUGAUUUUAUUUUGUAAAUAUACUGCUGGAUCCACAUGUACUGUAAAUGUGCAAGCAUGACAAAUUACAUUUACAGCAGUAUGAAUGUUCUUUUGUUGUUGGGGUUUUUUUUUUCUAUUUUUCUGCCUGCAGAAAAAUAAAAGACACUGAAUGUACUAUGUUUUUA
This is a messenger RNA of Hippocampus comes (tiger tail seahorse), 3195 nucleotides long. Its product is annotated as 5'-AMP-activated protein kinase subunit gamma-2-like. Gene Ontology annotation, cellular component: nucleus; nucleotide-activated protein kinase complex; cytoplasm. Gene Ontology annotation, molecular function: protein kinase regulator activity; AMP binding; protein kinase binding. The transcript has 16 exons. The record is from RefSeq and is a predicted model, not a curated record. The coding region runs from base 170 to 1798 and encodes 542 amino acids. Gene Ontology annotation, biological process: regulation of catalytic activity; protein phosphorylation. Lineage: Eukaryota; Metazoa; Chordata; Actinopteri; Syngnathiformes; Syngnathidae.